Messenger RNA from Laccaria bicolor S238N-H82, 660 nucleotides. RefSeq lists its product as uncharacterized. The annotation marks the transcript as partial. Gene Ontology annotation, molecular function: protein tyrosine phosphatase activator activity; peptidyl-prolyl cis-trans isomerase activity. The transcript is spliced from 7 exons. NCBI's taxonomy places the organism in Eukaryota, Fungi, Basidiomycota, Agaricomycetes, Agaricales, Hydnangiaceae. Gene Ontology annotation, biological process: mitotic spindle organization. Gene Ontology annotation, cellular component: protein phosphatase type 2A complex; nucleus; cytoplasm. The record is from RefSeq and is a predicted model, not a curated record.
CUCGUCCUUUUGGACAGUGUUGAGCGGGUGGCGAGGGAUACGCCUCCUGUGGAGAACUUCGAGUCGAGGUUUGGGAAUCUGGCUUUUCGGAUGUUUUAUGAUUGUGUCUCUGAGAUUUCACCGGAGUUACACACAUCGCUCCCUGGUUUGCCGAGUGAAGCUAUCGAGGAACUGUCGGUCUGUUUCAGCGAGGCAUGGGGCAAUCGCAUGCGUAUCGAUUUCGGGAGUGGGAUGGAACUCAAUUUCCUGUGCUGGCUCUUAUGUUUAGAAUGGCUACAGGUCUUACGAAAAACGGACCACAGAGCGAUCAUUAUUCGUUUAUUCUGGAGAUACAUAAAUACCAUGCGGAUACUCCAAUCAACCUACUGGCUAGAACCGGCUGGCUCGCAUGGCGUCUGGGGGCUGGACGACUGCCACUCUCCCCCGUUUCUCUUUGGGCAUAAGUACACCCGUCCCAAGGCGAUACACUACCCCGAGAUGGUGGUGGAAUACUUAAAAGACUACAUGUAUUUCACUUGUAUCGCUUUCAUUAACUCGGCGCCCUCCCUCCGAUGGCAUUCCCCCAUGCUCAACGACAUAUCAGCCAUGCGCCUCCUUCCUCCUUUCCCUCCUGGCAUGCUCAAAAUGUACCUUGCCGAAGUUCUCAACAAGCUCCCCUUA